This is a messenger RNA of Endocarpon pusillum Z07020, 2124 nucleotides long. RefSeq lists its product as uncharacterized. Bases 1 to 2124 code for a protein of 707 amino acids. The transcript has 2 exons. The record is from RefSeq and is a predicted model, not a curated record. Gene Ontology annotation, cellular component: endoplasmic reticulum; membrane. Gene Ontology annotation, molecular function: long-chain fatty acid-CoA ligase activity. Gene Ontology annotation, biological process: long-chain fatty acid metabolic process. NCBI's taxonomy places the organism in Eukaryota, Fungi, Ascomycota, Eurotiomycetes, Verrucariales, Verrucariaceae.
AUGUCUUUUUUCUCAUCGAAACCAAUUCUUUUUCAGAAUGUCGAACCGUUCCGCAAGCCUCCUCCAAAAGGACAGCCAUACUCGAUAGCUCUUCCUGGCACAGAGAAGCCAGACAGGAGUAAAGUGUACAGACACUGGCUAUGCAAGGAUGGACUUUUAGAGACAUUGGAUCCUAACGUCAGGACGGCACAUGAUAUCUUCGAAUCAACAGCGCAAUAUUCACCACGCAGCCGCUGCCUUGGCAAGCGUGCAUACGAUUCAACGAAACAGGUUUGGGGCCCAUAUGAAUGGGAGGACUAUGGUACUGUUCAAAAGCGCCGAGCGGAUUUUGGCGUUGGCCUCGUUGAGCUACACAGAAUAGCGGGAGUUACAGAUACGAAAUAUGGGGUUGGAUUAUGGUGCCAGAACAGGCCCGAAUGGCAGAUCACGGACCUAGCUUGCAUGUCGCAAUCACUCUUCUCUGUCUCGCUGUAUGAUACACUUGGACCAGAGGCCAGCGAGUACAUUAUCCGACAUGCCAAUUUGUACUGUGUUGUCACGUCGCUGCCACAUAUUGCAACCUUGCUCAAGUUGAAGCCUCGGUUACCCUCACUUAAGAUCAUCGUCUCGCUAGACCCACUUUAUGCCGGAGAGGCUCCCGGGUUGUCCAAACAAGCACUACUAUCGGAUAUGGCCUCAGAUCUUGGAAUCACCAUUCUAUCUAUCGCCAAAGUAGAAGAGCUUGGAGCAUCCUUAAAACGGCCCUACAAUCCACCUGGGCCUGAAGAUAUAGUCACCAUCAACUACACCUCAGGUACUACGGGUCCACCCAAAGGUGUCAUUUUGACACAUUCGGCAGCUGUAGCGGCAGCAGCUUGCUCAGUGUGCACUAUCAAACAGUCAGCCGAGGACACUAUUUGUUCCUACCUUCCGCUGGCCCACAUCUAUCAACGCAUGUCAGAGCACGGCGCCUUCUGGGGUGGUGUCAAAAUUGGCUUUUUCCACGGUAAUAUCCUCGAAUUGGUUGAUGACCUCAAACUUUUACGCCCGACCAUUUUGACUUCGGUCCCUAGACUAUACAACCGCUUCGGUGGUGCAAUUCGAGCGCAGACAGUAGAAGCACCGGGCUUCAAGGGUGUGUUGUCUCGUCAUAUCGUCUCUACCAAAACCGCUGCAAUCAACGACAAGCAUAAUCCUACCAACAAACACGCCAUCUACGACCGCAUCUGGGGCAGAAAGAUCGGGGCAGCCCUUGGCCUUGACCGUACUAACUCAAUGGUCUCUGGAUCUGCACCUCUUGAUCCAUCCUUACAUCAGUUCCUUCGCAUCGUUUUUGGGAAUGAUGUCGUACAAGGUUACGGGCUGACGGAGACGUACGCCAUUUCUCUCGCUCAAUAUUCAAAGGAUCUGAGCUCAGGAAAUUGUGGUGGACUUGUUCCCGCGGCCGAGGGUUGUCUGUUGUCAGUGCCAGAUAUGGAGUACUUGGUUACGGACAAACCAUAUCCACGUGGUGAGUUAAUGAUCAGAAGCAAGACGCUGUUUAAUGGCUACUACAAGAAUGAGGAAGAGACGCGUAAGGCCAUGACGGAAGAUGGGUGGUUCAAGACUGGUGAUAUCUGCACCGUUGAUGAGAUGGGUAGAUUCAAGAUUAUUGAUCGAAGAAAGAAUGUCCUCAAGCUUGCUCAGGGAGAAUACAUCUCGCCUGAAAGGAUAGAAGGCGUGUACCUCGCCGCUUGCAAUUUCCUUGCUCAGGCAUUUGUUCAUGGCGACAGUGUGCAGACAUUCCUUGUUGCUAUCUUCGGCGUGCAGCCCGACUUCUUCGCUCCUUUUGCAUCGAAGGUCCUGGGUAGGGAGAUAUCGGCAACUGACAUCGAAGCCGUCAAGAAAGCCGCUGCACACGACAAGGUUCGAGCAGCGGUGGUGAAAGAGUUGGACAAGGUAGGCAGAAAGAACAAAUUUGCAGGAUAUGAGAGAGUAAAGAACUGUUAUCUAUUCGUGGACCCAUUCACGGUCGAAAACGAGCUACUUACCCCUACUCUGAAGCUGAAACGACCACCAACAGUAAAGAAGUUUCGCGGUGAACUAGAUGAACUAUACAGAGAGGCACUAGCAAAGGAAAAGACGGAUCCGAAAGCGAAGCUGUGA